Selaginella moellendorffii is the source of this 1954-nucleotide messenger RNA. Its product is annotated as ubiquitin-like-specific protease 2. NCBI's taxonomy places the organism in Eukaryota, Viridiplantae, Streptophyta, Lycopodiopsida, Selaginellales, Selaginellaceae. The transcript has 16 exons. Gene Ontology annotation, biological process: proteolysis. The record is from RefSeq and is a predicted model, not a curated record. Bases 40 to 1803 code for a protein of 587 amino acids. Gene Ontology annotation, molecular function: cysteine-type peptidase activity.
UCCCAGUUUUAGGGUUUGUGAGGAGGUAGGGCGAGGGAAAUGGCGCCCAAGAGGCAAUCUGCGCGGCUAAUGCAGCAGAGGCUGCCAGAGGAGGAGCAAAUGAGAAUAGCGCUGGCAAAUUCCAUGAAGACUUUCAAGGAAGAGCAACGCCAAUGCGCCGAUCUCUCUCACUUGGACGACGUCAAGCUGGACGCUACGCAGCGCACGACGCAGGUUUUUCGUCGCAGGAAGCGUCCACGCCAGGAGGAGGACGAAGAGCCGGCGGUCUCAAACGGUGGAAACGAUGAAAAUUCUGGCAAAAGCCGGACUAUGGACGAGAUUGUUGAGAGCACUGAGAUCUUGAAGGACGCGCCGGCUAAAGCCCGUUCUGCCGGAAAAUCCAAGCAGUCGAAAACAACUAAGCGCCAGAAAUCCCUCAAGCGUCUGAUACCCUCAACCAAAAAAAAAAAGAAAAAGGACCUCGUUAGGAGUUACUUUGGAUUCUCUGCGCCUGGAAAACUAGAAGAGCCAUCGCCUGAAGGUUCCAAUGAGUUCCAGGAAGUUCUUUUAGUUGACGAUGAAGACCAUCUACAAGAUAGCGAACAGCAAUUGAAGAGAUGUGGAGUGAAAUUUGCAUAUCCCUCUCGUAAUGAUCCGGAAGCAGUAGAAGUCGAAGAACACCAUUUGCAAUGUCUAGCGGAACACGAGUAUGUCAACGACACAAUUAUUGAUUUGUAUAUCAAGUACAUUCUUGUAUCUCAAUCCACAGAACUGGAGAGGUUUCACGUUUUUAACAGCUUUUUCUUCAAACGGCUCGCUCAAGCAGUUUGCGACGAGGACUACGUUGAAAGCGUUGGCAAGCUACGGAAAUGGACGAAGGGCGUUGACAUCUAUGACAAAGCCUACGUUUUGAUGCCUGUCCAUCAGCAGAUGCAUUGGAGCCUUGUUGUGGUUUGUUUUUCAGGCCCGAAGCCUGGAUGCCAUAUACUUCACCUUGAUUCUAUGCAAACUGGGCACGUUAGUCGUCCUAUUUAUGAGGUUGUUCGCCGGUACUUGGCGGCCGAAUGGAUUUCUCAUGGUGGUGAGAACAAGGACUUUAAGAAUGUUCAUGAAAGGAAAGUAAAGGUGCCAAAGCAGCAAAACGAGUACGACUGUGGCCUUUUCAUGCUUCAUUACAUUCAGCAGUUUUUGUCAAAGGCUCCAGCCAGUUUCAGCGACUCCAUGGUCAAGGACAUGGUACAUGCAUGGUUCUCACUAGCCGAAGCAUCCAAACUUCGGACCACCAUCCGGGACAUCACGGACAAGAUAUUCUUCCCGAAAGAAGGUAAAGAGGAACCGGCGUUGGAUUCGGUCGCUAUCGACGGGGCUACGAAGCCAGAGUCAGAACAGGAUCCUUCAGCUGCAUUCAUCAACGAAGCAACUGUUGAAGGCUCGAAUGGCGAUAACACCACCCAGCAAGCAGUGACAAAUGAUACCACCCAGCAAGCAGUGGCGAAUGAUAACACCAACCAGCAAGCAGUGACGAAUGAUCCAGCAAGUGUUCCCAGCAGUGAGGAGAGACGCGAUGAUGAUCCAGCAAACGUUCCCAGCAAUGAGGAGAUACGCGAUGACCAUCCAGCAGGAAAUCCUAGCAGCGAGGAGAUACUUCCAGCUAGCACUGGCAACGAUCCGGUAAACAAUUCCAGCACUGAGGAGAUAGUUCCAGCCAGCACUGGCAACGAUCCGGCAAACAAUCCCAGCACUGAGGAGAUAAUCCCCGGAAGAAGUGAUCCAGAUGGGAUGGUUCCGGGAGAAAGUCACGAAGAUCAUCCAGCGAGCAGCUAGACUGAGCAAAGCGACGUGAUCCAGCCACAAAUCCGAGCAGCGAGAAGAAAUGCGACGAAGAUCCACACCAGAGACGACGAUGUAGCCGUGACAAGUACAUAAAACCAUGUAUUAUAAACAUUGAUCAAUUGUACGGAGGGUUUAUAUAGUA